AUGCCCGUCCCAAUGCCGUCCGCAACCUCGCAGUCCACCCCAGCGACCCAAUCUUCAGCUGCUGCGCAGGCUCAGAAUGACAUACAGAACGCCGCUUCACGAGCUCUAGCGAACGCGAACAACGGCGAGAAGACUGAGCAGGAGAAGGAAGCCGAGAAGCGGUACGAGGAGGCGAUGGAGGAGGAGUACGCCAAGAGGGAGGGCGGAGCUUAG
This is a messenger RNA of Alternaria incomplexa, 213 nucleotides long. RefSeq lists its product as uncharacterized. The record is from RefSeq and is a predicted model, not a curated record. The transcript has a single exon. NCBI's taxonomy places the organism in Eukaryota, Fungi, Ascomycota, Dothideomycetes, Pleosporales, Pleosporaceae. Bases 1 to 213 code for a protein of 70 amino acids.